GGACCGCGCGUGAAGUCUAUACGUUUAGUCGGUUUUUAACGGAUUUUAAAAGGCUUCUUUCUUUCACCCACAAAACUGACUGACUUCUACAGAAUAAAGGGAGUCUGAUGUGUAGCAGACACCAUGCAUCAGCUGUUAGGCCUGGUGCUGGGCAAGAGGGACCUGUCCCGGGCUGGAGACCUCUUCUCCCUGGAGGACUCUGAGAUAGAGGACUGUCUCUCACAGGCCCUGGAGGAAAUCAAGGCUAUCUCCUGCUCCCCUGACUACCUGACCAAUGACAAUGACCAGGCUGUGGUGGAGAUCUGCAUCACGCGUAUCACCACGGCAAUCAGGGAGACACGGUCCAUCGAGCGCCAUGGGGAGGCACUGGUGGGUCUGUGGGAGUCCUGUCUGGAACACAACCUCACCCCCCAGGGUAAAGACGAAGACACACCCCAUGCCAAGAUAGCCUCUGACAUCACCAGCUGUAUUCUGCAGAACUACAGUCGUCCCCCAGUGAUGGCUCUAGCAGUGCCGGUGGCAGUGAGGUUUCUGCAGAGAGGCAACAGAGAGCUCAGUAGAAACAUGUCCAGUUAUCUCUCUCUGGCUGCCAUGGCUAAGGCUGAACUACUGGCAGAACACACAGAGGCUAUCACUUGCAGCGUGCUGGGAGGUAACCACAUGCUCCUACGCGUGCUGCCGUCCGUCUACCCCAAACAGCCCCAUGCCAUCCAUCGUCACCUAGGCAACCUGACGGCCAUGAUGUCACAGCUCGAUUCACCGGAGCAACAACACCUGCUGAGGCUGAUCCGGAUGGUCGCCGAGCAACAGCCACUGGUUCUGAGCCCCCUGGUGCCCUCCCUAGUUGGUUACCUAGGCGAUGCCUCUCUGAACGAUACUCUACUGGGUGCACUGGUGGACGUGUCACAGGCUAGCCCCGCCUCCAUGACCCCCUUCCUGCCCGCGCUGAGGGUUGUGGGUCAGCAGUACCCAGUCCUGCUGGGACACGUGGUCAAAAUACACAGAGCUGUGGGCUUGACCAGUGAGCGUCAGGCCCGUAGCUCCCUGGCGUACCUAGUGUCUCUGCUGGGCAGUAUGGAUCACAGCUUCCACUACAGUCUGCUGCUGGAGAUCAGAGCCCUGACUGACAGAUACACCUCCAUCCUGGGAGGCUGUGCCAAAGACAUCUACAGGAUGAGUAACAGCUUCACCUCUAUAGCCAGACUACUGGAGACAUACACCACCAUCAACUGCAGGGUUGAAGAGGAAUCAGAAGGCCCUCCUUCCCCAGAGGCCAGUGUGUGUGUGGGUGCAGGGGGGUUUGGAAGGGGGUCAGAGCAGCGACUGCAGGUGAAGAUCCAGGCGUUUGAGGAGAAGAUGGAUGAUGAGGGGGGAGAAGGGGAGACAGACGGUGGGUCAACUACACCCCAACGCAGGUACAGCAUGGGACAAGCCGCCAGAGAGGAAUACAGAGAGAUGAGAUUUAACAGGUCAAAGAGUCUGGCUCUGCACGCCGUGAGGUCACGGUCCAUCAACUCUGAGAGUGGUCAGGCUGGAGAAGGGGUGGAGCUAACGUCUGACGCAUUGCUCUCAGUGUCCUCACCCGAUCAGCAAACGGAAAACUCUCCCACUGAGAGGGAGCUAACCAAUGAGAGUUCCCUGUCUCCCUCCACCCAUCCGGCCACGCCCCGUGAGGAACAGAGGGAUGGACAGGGAGAGGGGGAAGGAAGGAGAGGAGUGAAGAGGGAAACUGGGAAAGAGGACAAGCUGUACAGCCACCUGAGGGACAACAUGGAGAAGAUCAAAAAGUUCUGUUCUGUGAUGGUCCAACAGAUCCCCAUACCAGAACACUGUGUCAUAGAAGACUCAAGCCGUGGCUGUGUUGCAAAGCUGUCGUUCUCGUGCUCUCUAAAGGGGCAUUACUGUCUGUUUACCAAGUCCUGUUUCACCCUCACCAGCCUCCAGCCACACCUCUGGAUCAACAUCAUGCUGCUUCACCUACAGAGUCAGCACAGCGCUCCCCUCUCCUCUCUGGAUGACUGUGUUCAGAGGUUGGGGAGACUGUGGGAGAGGACCCAGCUAAAAGGAGCUCACUGCUUCUCCAUGGCCAUGACACAACAGCCCACUCCACACAGAAAGGACCUGGACAGUCUGCAGAUCCUUCUGGAGGAGGUGCGUUUCUUUGACCUGUUUGGCUUCAGUGAAGAGGAGGGCAGCUGGCUCUGCUACAUGUGCAACAACCCAGAGAAGGCCACAGUGGUGAACGAGGAUGGCCAGCCGCUGAUGGAGGGGAAACUGAAAGAGAAGCAGGUUCGCUGGAAGUUCAUCAAACGCUGGAAGACUCGCUACUUCACCCUGGCAGGAAACCAGCUCCUCUUCCGGAAGGGAAAAUCUAAGGAUGAGCUAGACGACAGCACCAUCGAGCUGAGCAAAGUGCAGAGCGUCAAGGUGGUGGCUAAGAAGCGACGUGAGCGGGGUCUCCCUCGGGCCUUUGAGAUCUUCACGGACAGUAAAACAUACGUCCUGAAGGCUCGUGAUGAGAAGCAUGCUGAGGAGUGGCUCCAGUGUAUUAAUGUUGCCGUGGCCCAGGCCAGAGAGAGAGAGAACAGAGAGGCCACCACCUACCUGUGACCUUGUGACCUGGAAGAUAUUCUACUGUGACCCGUUCCUGACCCAGAAACACAACAUACACUACUGUACCAUCUACUAACAACAGCUGUGAUGUCCACUGUUUCUGGUCACCUGACAGCUGUGGGGCAGCGAAGACUGAUAUCCAGACAUCAUUACCAGAAUUUUGUCAAACACUUAUAUAGGGUAUUGUUUCAGUAUUUACAGCAAUAAAGAUCUUACUAGCAAUAUGGACCUUCUAUUUCCAGCAAUAACAAUCUACAUAGUAAACCUAGCAAUAAGAGCUCAAUAUGAACAGCAUGAGAAAACUAUCUUGGCCCAGACAGUGAAGAUGAAAACCCCCUAAUAGAUAGCAUAUGAGAGCGUUCUACAGCAAACAAACAGAUUUACUGUUAUUAGCAUUUAGCAGUAUAAUUUAUUAGUAUACCGUCAUUUAGCAGUAUAAUUUAUUAGUAUACCGUCAUUUAGCAGUAUAAUUCAUUAAUAAACCGUCAUUUAGCAGUAUAAUUUAAUAUACCAUCAUUUAGCAGUAUAAUUCAUUAAUAAACCGUCAUUUAGCAGUAUAAUUUAUUAAUAAACCGUAAUUUAGCAGUAUAAUUUAUUAAUAAACCGUCAUUUAGCAGUAUAAUUUAAUAAUAUACCAUCAUUUAGCAGUAUAAUUCAUUAAUAAACCGUCAUUUAGCAGUAUAAUUUAUUAAUAAACCGUCAUUUAGCAGUAUAAUUUAUUAAUAAACCGUAAUUUAGCAGUAUAAUUCAUUAAUAAACCGUCAUUUAGCAGUAUAAUUUAAUAAUAUACCAUCAUUUAGCAGUAUAAUUCAUUAAUAACCCGUCAUUUAGCAGUAUAAUUCAUUAAUAAACCGUCAUUUAGCAGUAUAAUUUAUUAAUAAACCGUCAUGUAGCAGUAUAAUUUAAUAAUAUACCAUCAUUUAAAAAGGACCCAGUGGUGUAAUAUAGUGAGCUACAAAAGUAAUGAGAAAGUUACAGACGCACCAAUAUCAUACCUCCAAGAGGUAUGCUAACCUUUCACCAUUACAAUUACAUGGGAGAUUAGCAUUUUUUGGCCGGGGUAUGACAAUUGUGCAUCUGUGACUUGCUCACUCAUCAUUAUUCACGAUUCAUUCAGGAUUAUCCGUAAUCAUGGUAACAUCCACAUUAAUGUAGAUGUGUAAAGAAACAUAUUAUA
Oncorhynchus kisutch (coho salmon) is the source of this 3790-nucleotide messenger RNA. RefSeq names its product ventricular zone-expressed PH domain-containing protein. The record is from RefSeq and is a predicted model, not a curated record. Gene Ontology annotation, cellular component: plasma membrane. Gene Ontology annotation, biological process: regulation of signal transduction. NCBI's taxonomy places the organism in Eukaryota, Metazoa, Chordata, Actinopteri, Salmoniformes, Salmonidae. The transcript is spliced from 15 exons. Bases 124 to 2610 code for a protein of 828 amino acids. Gene Ontology annotation, molecular function: phosphatidylinositol-5-phosphate binding.